Molecule: messenger RNA, 922 nt
Organism: Emiliania huxleyi CCMP1516
Lineage: Eukaryota; Haptophyta; Isochrysidales; Noelaerhabdaceae
Exons: 5
Coding region: 95-667 (190 amino acids)
Biological process (GO): translation
Cellular component (GO): ribosome; cytosolic large ribosomal subunit
Molecular function (GO): RNA binding; structural constituent of ribosome
Source: RefSeq, a predicted model, not a curated record
GUCUCCGCCCCUUCCUCCUCGCCCCUCCCAGCUCCCCUUGUCGAGGGACAGGCCACCGACUUGCUGCCUCGCCCGCGCGCGCAGGGUCGGUCCCAUGGGUAUCGACAUCAAGGCUGGCGGCCGCAAGGCCACCAAGAAGUCGGGCCGCACCGCUCCCGUCUCCGAGAAUCUGUACCUCCGGCUGAUCGUGAAGCUGUACCGCUUCCUCGCGAGGCGGACGGACGCCAAAUUCAACAAGGUCGUGCUGAAGCGGCUCUUCACGUCCAAGACGAACCGGCCGCCCAUGUCGAUCAAGUCUAUCGCCAAGUUUAUGGCGCGCGAGGGGAAUGAGGGCAAGAUUGCGGUUGUGGUUGGCUCUGUGACGGACGACGUCCGCUUCCUCGACGUGCCAAAGCUGACGGUGUGCGCGCUGCGCUUCACGGCGACCGCGCGCGCGCGCAUUGUCAAAGCUGGCGGUGAGUGCCUCACGUUGGACCAGCUGGCGCUCAAGUCUCCGCUCGGCGAGGGGACGGUCCUGCUCCGCGGCUGCAAAUCGCGGCGCGAGUCCGCGAAGCACUUCGGCGCGCCCGGCGUGCCGCACUCAUCCGUCAAGCCCUACGUGCGCUCCAAGGGCCGCAAGUUCGAAAAGGCGCGCGGCCGGCGCGCGUCGCGCGGCUACCGCAACUAGACGAUCCCGGGCGCGGCGGCGCGGCGGCGCGGUGGGCGGAGGCGGGCGUGCCUCCACACUGGAGGAUGCCCACCUCGUGUGCGGAGUGUGUGUGGUGCGACGGUGGGCGCCCGUGCACCGCCGGCGGAGGCGCACUUGUUCGCCCGCCUCUCCGCCUCGCAUUGCCGUGCGUCUGCUCAACAUCGGUUGUCGCUGAGAUACUCUUCUCUCCCUGUGCUGUCCGAGCUUGUUUAGACAAGCACAUUGAUUCUCGAG